This is a messenger RNA of Dicentrarchus labrax (European seabass), 3066 nucleotides long. RefSeq names its product beta-galactosidase-1-like protein 2. Gene Ontology annotation, molecular function: beta-galactosidase activity. Lineage: Eukaryota; Metazoa; Chordata; Actinopteri; Moronidae. The transcript has 19 exons. The coding region runs from base 138 to 2045 and encodes 635 amino acids. Gene Ontology annotation, cellular component: vacuole. Gene Ontology annotation, biological process: carbohydrate metabolic process. The record is from RefSeq and is a predicted model, not a curated record.
CUCCAUGGCUCUGCAGGGGCACUCCCACAGGCGGUGCUACAUUCACACCCGCCUUACAGUUCAUCUGUGCUCAGAUGCUGCUGUCAACUUAACUGGACUGCUGCUUAUGUCUCUGCAAGGGUCCUCACAUCCUAUCAAUGGUUGUCUUGAGGAUAAGAAAUGUGCACAAAAGGAAAUAUGCACUUAUCUGCCUGUGCAUUGUUGGCUUCAUCAUGUACAGAUGGCUCGGCAGGCCAGCAGGGGGACGGAGAAUGACCAGGAAGGUGGGCCUGAGUGCCAACUCGUCCCAGUUCACCCUGGAGGGGCAGCCCUUCCACAUCCUCGGGGGAUCCGUCCAUUAUUUCCGUGUGCCCAGGGCCUACUGGAGGGACCGCCUGUUGAAAAUGAAGGCCUGUGGCAUCAACACUCUCACUACGUAUGUGCCGUGGAGUCUGCACCAGCCAGAGAGAGGCGUUUUCAACUUCCACACGCAGCUGGAUUUAGAAGCAUAUAUCAAUCUUGCUGCUGACUUGGGGUUGUGGGUGAUUCUACGUCCAGGGCCCUACAUUUCCUCUGAGCUGGACCUAGGAGGACUUCCAAGCUGGCUCCUCAGCGAUGGCAGCAUGAGACUGAGGACGACUUAUCCAGGCUUUACUCAGGCUGUCGACACUUUUUUUGACAAACUUAUACCAAAAGUGGUUCCACUGCAGUUCAAGAAAGGAGGUCCCAUUAUCGCUGUGCAGGUCGAAAACGAGUAUGGAUCCUUUGCGAAGGAUGAAAGUUACAUGCUUUUCAUUAAAGAGGCUCUACAAUCCAGAGGGAUCAGUGAGCUCCUGUUCACAUCGGACAACCACAACACAUUAAAGUCGGGAGGUGUGGAAGGAGCCAUCAGAUCAUUGAAGCUACAGAAGCUGAAUCAGAGAGACAUCCAGGAUCUGAAUGCUAUCCAGCCUAACGGCCCCACCAUGGUGAUGGACUACUGGACUGGCUGGUACGAUGUGUGGGGUGACCUCCACCAUGUGCUUCCCCCAGAGGAUAUGGUGUCCACUGUGAGAGAAAUUCUGAGGCGAGGCAUGUCUGUCAACCUCUACAUGUUCCAUGGAGGCUCCAGUUUUGGUUUCAUGAGUGGAGCACUCCAGGAUCCUUCUUACAAAGCACUGGUCCCCAGCUAUGAUUAUGAUGCGCCCUUGUCUGAAGCCGGGGAGUACACUCCAAAGUACCAUCUCCUUAGGGACUUACUUUCUCGAUACAACAGAGGAGACAGUUUUUCUGACAUGCCAGUGCUACAUUACAGGGAGGCUUAUGAACCAGCCAUCAUGUACCAGCACAUGUCCUUAUGGGAUGCUUUGAGCUUCACUGAGGGACCAUUUAAGUCACUCAAACCCAUAAAUAUGGAGAAUCUACCUGUGAACAACAAGAAUGGCCAGUCCUACGGAUACACACUGUAUGAGACCACCAUCACCAGUGGAGGAUUAUUGAAGUCUGGAGACAAUGUCCGAGACCGUGCCCUGGUGUUUGUAGACAGAAGUUUCAUUGGCCUUUUCAAGCGCCAAAGCCUGGAGCUGGCGGUUCCUGAUGGUAAGGGACGGCGUACCUUAAGUUUAUUGGUGGAAAACUGUGGACGAGUUCACCAGGGAAGGGACCUUGACAAACAACAUAAAGGCCUCGUGGGAGACAUUUUAUUAAACAAUAUCUCCUUGCGGGAUUUUACAAUAUACAGCCUGGAUAUGAAACCCAGCUUCAUUGAUAGUCUUUAUCGGGCACCUUGGAAAACUCUCCCUGAAACUCCCAGCUUCCCUGGAUUCUUCAUGGGGCGGCUGUUCGCGUACGGGUAUCCAAGUGACACAUUUGUGAAGCUGCCAGGCUGGGAGAAAGGUGUUGUAUUUGUCAAUGGGCUGAAUCUGGGCCGCUACUGGUCAAUUGGCCCCCAGCAGACUCUCUACCUCCCUGGUCCCUUUCUCAACAGUGGAAUCAAUCAGGUCAUUGUCUUUGAGGAGCAGGAGGGGGACUACAAGGUCCACUUUGAGGAUACGCCUGAUCUUGGAAUGACAGCAGACAUCCAAUGAUUGCCAUCACCGCCUGCAUGGGCAUUGUUUUUUGUAUAAGAAUAAGAAGAUUUACAGUGCUUGUUACAUGACUUGUUCAAACUCUCAAAUUCAGGGAUAUCAAUGUUGUUAAUAGCAUGGUCCUUGUCUAAUUUAAUACCUUCAAAUAUACAGAUGUAUACACUGAUCAAUAUGAAAAACAGAGAGAGGCAUAUUUGUAUGGGAGCAGUUUAUAGCUAUGUACAUACAGUACCUUUAGUUACAGUGAUUCUUUACACAUAGAACAGAAUUACCAAAUAUGUCCUCUUACCCAUGGAGUCUCAGUUAAAGAGUAAUCAUUUCUGUUUGUGGCAGUUAUAUUUCAAAUUGUUGUUAGGUUUGUAUUGCUUGUGAGAAUCAUCUGCAGAAUGCUGUUACUUAAAUGGACACAUCUUAGCCUGUACAACAGAACAAAAAACAGGCUUAUGGGACAAUCUGAGCGGAGGCAGGGGUGAUUCAAAGGAAACACAAGCCGCAUUGUAUCAACAUCAGACACUUAUCUUGAAGGCUUCAGAUGCCUGUCACACUGAUAACAGACCAAACUUUGAAUAGUCACAGAGUCUGAGAAACAUUAGCAUUUGUAAGCAGUGCCACUGCAGGUCAAUGGGGUAUGAAAUCACCACUUGCAAGCCAGCCAUCCAUGGUGGGAAUAAUUAGAUUGUGUAAUACAGCCAUUUGAAAGGAUGCACAUCCAAUUUUGAGAGUAAUGGCCUCAUAUCCCAUUGACUCUCACAAGCAAAGCUUACAACUAACAAGUGAAUGGUACCAGUUAGUCUGAAACAAUAAAUAAUUCUGCUGAGAAACCGUCAGUUUACUCGAUGGGAUCUUAAUUAGCUUAUGAAGAAGCCUGUGAAGUGGACAAGCCCCUGGGAAUACUGAAUCUUCUCUUAAAUAUGAGUAUACCUCAGUAUUGUUACAGCAUAUCAGGAAUAAACAAGAGCUUAGAGCAUAUGACUCUGAGAGAGGACAUUGCUGUUACACUGUAAUAAAUCAUUGCUCUGUU